AGAACAAUGGGACGCUACGUCGGAUGGCUUCUAUUUAUCUGGAUCUUCUGUCUCAGCUCGGUGCUCGGUCAGGUCAGCUACACCAUACCUGAGGAGAUGGCGAAAGGCUCUGUAGUUGGUAAUGUAGCACAGGAUUUCGGUUUGGAUGUGAAGAGACUGAAGUCAGGUAAAGCCCGUAUUUUUACCCGUGACAGCAUCGAAUAUGUCGAGCUGAACAGGGAAAAAGGGGUCCUCGUUAUCAAAGACCGAAUAGACAGAGAGGCCAUCUGCGGACAAACGACGCCUUGUGCGCUCCAUUUUCAGAUCAUAUUAGAAAACCCGAUGGAAUUCUACAGUAUAAAUAUCGAGAUUACAGACGUGAAUGAUAACGCCCCAGUGUUUGAAAAAACAAACGUGAAACUUAAAAUCAGCGAGUCUGCUGUAAGUGGAGCUAAAUUCAUAUUAGACAUGGCAAAUGAUCCUGACGUCGGAACGAAUGGCUUACAAACUUAUAUCCUAAAACCAACCGUUAACUUCUCUCUUAGAUUACACAGUCAAGCAGGGGAUAUUACAAACAUCGAAAUGGUUUUAGAGAGACCUCUCGAUAGAGAACAAAAUGAACACCUCUCUUUAGUGUUAACGGCAGUCGAUGGCGGAGAGCCCCAGAUGUCUGGAACAAUGCAGAUCCUGAUCUCCGUUUUAGACGUCAAUGAUAACGCUCCCGUUUUCACCCAGUCUGUUUACAAAGCGUCUAUUAAAGAAGGGGCUCCGUUAGGCACCAUUGUUACUACGGUUACUGCGACUGAUGCAGACGACGGAGAUAAUGGUAAAAUAACGUACUCGGUUUCAAGCAAAUUAGGUAAUACAUUAGGAAUAUUUGAAGUAAAUGAAAACAAUGGUCAGGUAAGGUUGAUCAGAAAUAUUGACUACGAAAAAGCACGAGCUUUUCAAAUAAAUAUACGUGCUAGUGAUGAGGGAGGUCUGGUCGACUCCUGUAAAUUAAUUGUCGAUGUCAUAGAUGUGAACGACAACACACCUGAUAUUCACAUUAUGUCUAAAUCCAAUGUGAUAUCAGAAGACGCUAAACCUAACACAGUCGUAACCAUGAUCAAUAUAGAAGAUGCAGAUUCAGGUGAAAAUGGAAAAGUGAAAUGCUCCAUAAACGAUGACAUUCCUUUUGCCUUGAGGUCGACAUCUGAUAACUUCUUCAGCUUAGUGACGGACAGUGAUUUAGACAGAGAGAAAGAGUCAGGUUUUAAUAUCAGUGUGACGUGUUCUGAUGAGGGAGUGCCUUCGCUUUCCAGCAGCGUCACAAUCGCCCUUCAGAUCCUAGACGUCAAUGAUAACGCGCCUGUCUUUCUAAAAAAAUCAUACGAAGGAUACAUCGUAGAAAACAACGUCCAAGGUGUCUCUAUAUUCACACUGAACGCAAGAGACGCAGACUGGAACCAGAACGCUCGUGUCUCUUAUAUACUAGAGGACUCCUCUUUAAACGGCGUGCCCGUCUCCUCUUAUGUGUCUGUUAGUGCAGACAGUGGAGUUAUACAUGCAGUCCGCUCCUUUGACUACGAGCAGAUUAAAGAUUUUCAGUUCUGUGUUAAAGCUCAAGAUGGAGGCUCUCCUCCCCUCAGUAGUAAUGUGAGUGUGAAAAUACUGAUCCAGGACCAGAACGACAACGCCCCUCAGGUUCUGUAUCCAGUCCAGACUGGUGGUUCUCUGGUGGCUGAAAUGGUGCCUCGUUCAGCAGAUGUGGGCUAUCUGGUCACUAAAGUGGUGGCUGUUGAUGUGGACUCUGGACAGAAUGCCUGGCUCUCCUAUAAACUACAGAAAGCCACAGACAGGGCGCUGUUUGAAGUGGGCUUACAGAAUGGAGAAAUAAGAACUAUCCGCCAAGUCACCGAUAAAGAUGCUGUGAAACAAAGACUGACUGUUAUAGUGGAGGACAACGGACAGCCCUCUCGUUCAGCUACAGUCAUUGUUAACGUGGCGGUGGCGGACAGCUUCCCUGAAGUGCUCUCGGAGUUCACUGACUUUACACACGACAAGGAGUACAAUGACAACCUGACUUUUUACUUGGUCUUGGCUUUGGCUGUGGUUUCCUUUCUCUUCAUCACGUGUUUAGUGGUGAUCAUAUCAGUGAAAAUCUACAGAUGGAGACAGUCUCGUAUCCUGUAUCAUUCCAGUCUCCCGGUGAUCCCAUAUUAUCCACCACGGUACUCAGACACUUUGGGGACAGGGACUCUCCAGCACGUGUACAAUUACGAGGUGUGCAGGACCACUGACUCCAGGAAGAGUGACUGUAAGUUCGGCAACGCUGGUAGUCAGAACGUUCUGAUAAUGGACCCCAGUUCUACAGGGACCAUGCAGCGAAUACAGAGUGAAAAGAGCAUCCUGGAUGAACCAGACUCUCCACUAGAGGUUAGAAAAGUAUGAUUUUCCGUUUGGUAUUGUGCUUGUUUUUCCACAAAUAUUUUUUCCUCGAAAAAUGUUGCCAAGUGGAAGUCAUUUAGUACGUGUGACUUGAUGAUGCUGACUUUUGAGGGUCAUUGAUUUUAUUGAAUUAGAUAUGCGUGUUGCAUUUCAAUGAAACAGACAAAUAGCUGUGUGAAUGUUACAUUCAUAGAUGCAUUUUCAAAUCGGCUGUUAUCUCCAGUUUUUUGGGUGACAGAGGAGGUACAUUCUAACUUUGUUAUGAACACAUUGAACGUUCAAUGCAGGUUCAUUCUGUUUUACUGACCUCAGCUACAUUAGAAUACAAAACAAAUAUCCCCACAGACUGUAGUGCUGUACAUGUGAAUGGUUCAGUCUUCUAUCUUCAUUGCUUAACUUACUGUCCAAAUAAUAGUAUCAUCAAAUCAACAUUCCAGAAAAAGCCACUUACAAACCGGCUCUAUUGUUGAGCUGCCUCAUCUGCAUGGAACAUUACUGCAUUCUAGCAACUGCAUUUCAGAACCAUGGACAGUGGAAGCUACGAGUCUUCACUCCGGCGUACCCAUUCCGCUACUCAAACUCGUUUGGUCUUCAUCAUUCCACAAUUUACCUUUAACGUCAACA
Messenger RNA from Gadus macrocephalus (Pacific cod), 3033 nucleotides. Its product is annotated as protocadherin gamma-A2-like. NCBI's taxonomy places the organism in Eukaryota, Metazoa, Chordata, Actinopteri, Gadiformes, Gadidae. The coding region runs from base 7 to 2412 and encodes 801 amino acids. The record is from RefSeq and is a predicted model, not a curated record. The transcript has a single exon. Gene Ontology annotation, molecular function: calcium ion binding. Gene Ontology annotation, cellular component: plasma membrane. Gene Ontology annotation, biological process: homophilic cell-cell adhesion.